Molecule: messenger RNA, 1854 nt
Organism: Arthroderma uncinatum
Lineage: Eukaryota; Fungi; Ascomycota; Eurotiomycetes; Onygenales; Arthrodermataceae
Exons: 5
Coding region: 1-1854 (617 amino acids)
Biological process (GO): transmembrane transport
Molecular function (GO): transmembrane transporter activity
Source: RefSeq, a predicted model, not a curated record
AUGAGCUUCACAUUUCCAGAUUUCCCCUUCAAUCCAGAGAGUGAUGUAUUUCCAUACGCAGAACCGAACAAACGACUAUCGUACUUCAAGUACCCAGAUGUCGACCCAGUAUCACCGCUUCCAGUGCUCGACCCAUCGCGGAACGGGAGUCAAGACACGAUCGUUCCUCCGCCGUAUGAAGGCCAUGAUGCGGAAAAAGCAGACCCGCCACCAGAAGCUCCCCCAAGCAAAAUGACCAGACAAGAGAUUGUUAUUAUCAUGACGGCAUUAUGUUUGGCUCUGUUUCUCGCUGCUCUUGAUAUGACUAUUAUUUCUACCUCUCUCCCUACGAUAUCUAAAGUAUUCAAUGCCAACGAGAGUGGCUAUACCUGGAUGGCUUCAUCCUACCUCCUUGCUAAUGCUUCAUGUGUGCCCCUUUGGGGAAAGCUCAGUGACAUCUGGGGUCGCAAAGUUCUCAUUCUAGCAGCCAAUGUACUGUUCCUUGUUGGAAGUUUGCUCUGUGGAAUUGCGCCCGGUCUGGCCAUCUUCUUAGUUGGAAGAGGUAUUCAAGGUGUUGGCGGAGGUGGCCUGAUUAUUUUAGGACAAAUUUGUGUCAGUGAUUUGUUUAGCGCAAGAGAACGCCCAGUAUACUAUGCAUUGUUCGGCGCCACAUGGGCUGUUGCUGGCGCACUUGGUCCUGUGAUAGGCGGACUGCUGACGCAGAACACUUCCUGGCGCUGGUGCUUUUACAUCAAUCUGCCCGUUGGUGGUAUUUGCUUUGUGAUUCUGUUCUUCUUCCUAAAGAUCGAGUCACCCAAAACACCUCUCCUCGCUGGAUUGCGUGUUAUUGACUGGCUGGGCACCAUGACCAUUGUCGGAGGUACCGUCAUGCUAUUGUUUGGUUUGGAAUUUGGCGGUGUCAGCUUCCCCUGGAACUCUCCAACAACUAUCGGCCUAAUUCUCGGUGGUAUUAUUACUUUGGGCAUAUUUGGAGCUAUUGAGCGAUAUUACGCGAAAUACCCGAUCAUGCCCCCUGCCGUCUUCGAUGGCAUGAACAACAUCUUGAUCCUGGGGGUUAACUGGGUCCAUGCCUCUCUUUUCAUUUCCGGAGCAUACUUCCUUCCGAUUUACUUCCAGAUUGUCCUCGGCGUCGGUCCAACUCUCAGCGGUGUUUAUAUCCUACCACAGGUUAUGGGCCUGUCCGUUGUUGCUAUGUUGACAGGAAUGUUUAUCCGAAACACUGGCAAAUAUGUCUGGAUUAUGCGCAUUAGCAUGCUGGUCACAACAUUAGGAUACGGCUUAUUUUUGGAUUUCCAGCCAUACACUUCCUGGCCUCGACUCAUUAUCUAUCAGCUCAUAUCUGGUAUUGGUAUUGGGCCCAACUUCCAAGCACCCCUGAUUGCCAUCCAAAACAAUAUGCCGGCUGGUGACGUCUCGGGAGCGACUUCGACCUUCGGCUUCAUGCGCCAGCUCGCCACCUCGUCAUCCAUCGUGCUCGGUAGCGUGGUGUAUCAAAACAUCAUCAACGGCAAGGAGGCGCUGCUAACUGAGGUCUUGGGACCGGAACUAGCUCCCCACUUCCUUGGAAGCAUUGCUGGUGCAAAUAUUGAUCUGAUGGAUCAAUUAACGCAGUCCCAGAAAGAUAUUGUGCUGAAUGAGUAUACCACUGCCCUCAAACGUGCCUGGCUAUUCUAUACAGCUCUCGGUGCUCUAGGUUGCGUUUUCAGCUUCUUCGUCCGCGAAAAGGUGCUCAGUCAAAGCCACGAGGUAACCAAGACAGGGCUGGAGCAGCAAGAGCGGGCUCGACUGGCACGUAUUGCGGCCGCAAAGAACCCUGCAGAAGAACAAACGGAAUGGCCAGGUAACAGGACAUAA